AGCAGUUGGGGUUUCAGUUGGAAGCCCUGAUUCCAAUCUGUUGAGAAGAGCAUCGGCCCCAGCUGUCUGCGCAACCCCACAAGAUAGCCCACAAAACCUGAAGCUUAUGGAUACUCUAACAGCCUCCUCUGUUUCUAGCAGGCCCUGGGUGCUCCAGUUCUUCAGAAACCUCUUUGGGAGCAGGCAUGUCACACAGGAGGGAGAAGGACCCAAGGCAAAUGCAAAGGAGAGCAAAGAUGACAAAAGUGAACUCCUUGAUACUGAAGCAACUCUGCCAGGCAAAGGGCCAGAAAACAAUACUUCUCCCAAUGAGAUCCAUGAGGGGGUGAUGGAUAGCUGUGCUAAAGAGUUAUCCGAGAUGAAACAUAUCAGUCUUGGAGACACCAUCCCUACAGAUGAGAAGAAGCUAUCUUUAUGCAACCCAACAGGUUUGGAGAUGGGAGACUCUGAAGGCUUUGCUGACUCUAUGACAAGCAACUUGGCCCAGGAUCAAUGUGAAAAAGCUCUGGUAUCAGGAGAGAAGAAAAGAGAAUCAUCUGGUGACAGAGGAACGGUGGGAAAAGAUGAAAUCGCCUCGGUCCUAUGUGUGGAUAAUGAAGAAGUCUCUAUGGCCACAGGAGGUAUUGAGGACUGUAGUGCUGAAGAUGAAAGAGAGCAUCUACUAAAAGCAGAGGAUGUCGGAGCUGAACCUCCAAAAGCAGAACUCUCUCCCUGGAACAGGCUCGUCAAUAUGUACAAGCAGCGCCGGAGGCUUCAUUCUUCAAAAGUGCCCCAUCUCCAGGAUAUUCCUGCACAACCUGAAACUGAAGAUGAAGCCACGUUGGAUCUAAUGAUAUAUGGAUUUGCGACACCCAAAUUCCAUGUUGACUUAUCAGAUUCACCUGGAACUACUUGUGUCUGUGGGCUUCCUGAAAACGAGGCUAUGGAACUGGUCGAUCACUGUGAGGCAGCACAAGGAGAUUCAAGACCAAAUGAUGAUAGAAACCUGGAGCAUCCUAAGUAGAACCUGUUAUAGAAGACCCUGCCAAAGUAACCCCGAGACAGCAACCAAUCCCACUUUGCUCGGUGAAAGAUGGUCUACUGGGAAUUCUUCUUCAUAACGCGCCAUGACUAUUUCCAAUGUAUUCUUUGUUGCUUCCUUCCUCCCUCCUUUCUUUAACUAGUAUAUAUAGACUCUUUCUUCUAUGCUCUACAGAAUAACUCUGUAAAUCCAGCAGUCGUAUACUUUUAGUGUAUAUUUCAGGUUGAUAGAUUACUCUGUUUCUUCCCAGACUCUCUCUAGUCUGUUUUUCCCCUCCUCAUUAAAAUAAGUUUUACAAUGCA
Hemicordylus capensis (graceful crag lizard) is the source of this 1323-nucleotide messenger RNA. RefSeq lists its product as uncharacterized. The transcript has 6 exons. The record is from RefSeq and is a predicted model, not a curated record. NCBI's taxonomy places the organism in Eukaryota, Metazoa, Chordata, Lepidosauria, Squamata, Cordylidae. The coding region runs from base 107 to 1003 and encodes 298 amino acids.